Messenger RNA from Oryzias melastigma (Indian medaka), 2076 nucleotides. RefSeq lists its product as uncharacterized. The transcript is spliced from 3 exons. The record is from RefSeq and is a predicted model, not a curated record. Bases 594 to 1550 code for a protein of 318 amino acids. NCBI's taxonomy places the organism in Eukaryota, Metazoa, Chordata, Actinopteri, Beloniformes, Adrianichthyidae.
GUCAAGAAAAUGGAUGGAUGGAUGAUUGGAGUAUGAUUUUUUGUAUCUAUUUAUCCAGAUUUCACAGCAAUACAGGAAAUAUGUGAUAAUUAAUAUGUAUAGUGAAAAAUGGAUAAAUGUAGAAAGUAGGGAUUAAGUUGGAUUGUAAAAUUCCAUGUUUGUUUGUUUUUUAUUAUUUUGUAUGUACAGUGUAACCUUGGAGAAAACUGGAUUUUCAAAUAUUUCCAAUCUUUUUUUUAUUUAUUUAUUUUUAGAUUUAACAUAAAAACAUAAAAACCAUUCUGUUAAUGUUGACUGGUGCUUUGGAAACAUCUGACAUUUGUUAAAGUUUAACCUUGUAUUUGUUGAGAAACAGUGAGUUUGAACAUAGCACAAUUAAGGGAAGUGCUAUGUUCAAAGUUGACCACAAGAUGUCCCUGUGGAUCAGGAUUUUAAUCUUGAAAACUUUUAUUUUGAAAGCAAGACUUUAUUAUGUUGUGUCCCGGUUUUAAGAGGAAGUUGUGGGUGGGGUUUGUUCAGGUACUUUAUCCUCUGACCAGCUCGCUGUUCUCAUUCAGACCUUUGCCGUUAACAGACUCGUACCGGUAAUAGAAAUGGCAGCUUCAUAUCUGACCACCGUGGCUGACUUGAUAGCGGAGGUUGGCGCUAACUCUAGGGGAACAUCGCCGUACAAGAAAUGGAAAGGAAUUAAGGUCAAAGUCGUUGCGGCUAGGAAUUUUGCUAAAUGUACGGAGUUUAUUUUUACUGAGAAAGGAGUUUCUGUGGGCCGUGAAAAAACAUCGGUUUCGUUCAGCGCUGCAGAUAAUACCGGGAUAGUUAAAAUCUCAGCCGAUCAAGAGUGCUUCAGGGAGAUCGGCAUGUGCUUGACGGAGGGAAAGACGUACAUGAUUAAGAAUUUUGGUGUGCUGAAUGCAGUGAAGGAUGGAAGCCUCCAAAUUUAUUUGAGAGCAAGUUCCAAAGUCUACCGCUGUGCUCCAAUCGUCCUGUCCGAAGAAAGAGCCGCACAAGCAGAACAGGUUCUCAACCCGCGAUCCCCCGUGAAAGGUCGGCUGGACGAUGCUACUCCCAGUGGCUUGUUUACCGUUCAGGGAAGGAUCUCUUCACUGUCUGCCAUCCGCAAAAUUCAGGGUGCUGAUGGAGUGAUUCCAGUGAGAGAUCUGGAUGUCUGCGGGGAUGAUGGGGCCAUAAUUCCAGUGACCCUGUGGAGGGAGGCAGCUCUCCAGGACGUGGCAGCAAAUUCUUCAGUGUCCAUCAGCCACCUCAGGAUAAGCAAGCAUACCACGUUCGGGACCAAAGCUGCAUCCACGAAAUAUACCAUCAUUGAGGAGGUGCCAGUCUCUUCAAGGAAGGUGUCCAUCACCAUAAAUGGUGUAGCGGUGUCCACGGAGGAGGUGCUGAUAAGCACGGUCCAGGGAGGUGAAUUUAAAACCUCUUGGGACAUUCUUCAGCAGAUGGCACCUGGUGUAGAGCAGGAGGACAUGUAUGACUUGUUACCAUUAAAAGUUGAUGUGGAUGUAGAAGGUGAAAAUAUCAUCAAAGUGCAUCAUUAAGUUAAAGCUCAAAAGUGUUCAACGUUGUUGGAACACUAGUGCCUUAGGCUGUGUGAGGACAGCACGGUUUUUAAGGAUUUAACCAAGUUUAUUUUCUUGGAGUUUGGACAAUGUCAUUUUUUUAAGUUAGAUGUGGUAGUAGUAAUUUUAGAACUUUAUGUUUAUUUAUAUAUGUAUAUAUACAUGUAAAUCUACCAGAGUUUACAGUCAUAUUCAUAUAUAUUUAAAUAAUGUAGAAAUAACGCUGUUUGCACCUUCGGUUCACAUGUACCAUAACUAUUGAGCCAGUCUUUAUUUUUCUACUAUUUGUAAUGAGAGACUAAAGUUUAUUUGUUACAUUUUGUUAAAGAUAAAAAAUAUUUUAUUACUAUACAUUACUAUACAAUACUGUUUGUGAUUGACAUUCAUGUUUAUUUGGAGAAGGAUCUGAUUUUUGUUUUGAUCUCAACCUCAUGAGGAUUUUCUGUUUGAAAAUGCAAAGUUUUUAUCCACUGUUUUUCUUUUCAAUAAAGCUUUUUGUGAAUAA